AUGGCCUUUCCUAUUCUUCAUCUUUCGUUUUCCUUGCUCAUUAUGCUACCUCCUUUUGCUGUUUCUCAAACUGGUGGUAAUAUAACUGUGGGUGCUUCCCUUUCCACUUCUGAAAACACCUCAUGGCUCUCACCUUCUGGUGACUUUGCCUUUGGUUUUCAUCCACUAAAAAACCAUAGUGUGGUAUCGGAAAGGGACGACAUUAAGGUCAUCACAGGAAUAGUGCUCUUGGUUAGCUCUGUAUUUGUCAACUUUAUAUUGAUCAGUACAUUAUGUUUCUGUUCUUCCUUCAUUUACCGCAACAAAGUAGCAAAUGUUCGAGAAGAAAACAAUGUGGAGUCAAACUUGCGUUCAUUUACAUACAAAGAGCUCACAGAAGCUACAGAAGGCUUCAAGGAUGAACUGGGGAGAGGAGCUUUUGGUGGUGUUUACAAGGGUGCGAUAAAAACAGGUUUUACUAAUUUUAUUGCUGUGAAGAAGUUAGAUGGCGUGGUUGAACAUGGCGAGAAGGAAUUCAAAACCGAAGUGACUGUGAUCGGUCAGACGCAUCACAAGAAUUUGGUCCGAUUGUUAGGAUUUUGUGACGAGGGGCAGCAUCGUUUGUUGGUGUAUGAGUUCUUGAGUAAUGGCACUCUAGCCGAUUUUCUUUUUGGAAGCUUAAGGCCUAGUUGGAAGCAAAGAACUCAGAUUGCCUUCGGCAUUGCAAGAGGACUCUUGUACCUACACGAAGAAUGUAGCACCCAAAUCAUUCACUGUGACAUAAAGCCGCAGAACAUUCUUAUUGAUGACUACUACAAUGCUCGGAUAUCAGAUUUUGGAUUGGCAAAACUUUUGGCGAUUAAUCAGAGCCAAACCAAAACUGCCAUUCGAGGAACAAAAGGAUAUGUUGCUCCUGAAUGGUUUAGGAACACACCAGUCACUGUGAAGGUUGAUGUCUAUAGCUUUGGUGUCUUGCUGCUAGAGAUCAUCUGUUGUCGGAGAAGUGUAGAUCUGGAGAUCAGUGGAACUGGAGCUAUAUUGAUCGACUGGGCUUAUGACUGCUAUAGGCACGGAACGCUUGACGCUUUGAUUGAAGAUGACAUGGAGGCCAUGAAUGACGUAUCAACACUAGAGAGGGCUAUGAAGGUUGCAAUUUGGUGCAUUCAAGAGGUGCCAUCUCUUAGACCCACCAUGAGGAAGGUGACACAGAUGCUUGAAGGAGUUGUUGAAGUGCCUGCUCCACCGAAUCCGUUCCCGUUCAGUGAAAUUAGCUGCUCCUGAAAACAACAGUAACUGCCUUAAUUUCAACUAGUUAUGAUUUUUCUGACUCUGGUUGUAUCCAUACUCAUCUAAUGAUUCAUCUGUUGCCAGUAUAUUCAUUUCUCAUCCAAUUCUACGUGAUAGAAGUGCAAAACAUUAUAGUUUUCUUCAAGGAGCUUUUCAUCUUGUCCACAGCUGAGUGUUUAUUACAGUUAUAUGGAUUUCGUCAAGAUUAUUUCUCAAA
Molecule: messenger RNA, 1483 nt
Organism: Populus trichocarpa (black cottonwood)
Lineage: Eukaryota; Viridiplantae; Streptophyta; Magnoliopsida; Malpighiales; Salicaceae
Product: G-type lectin S-receptor-like serine/threonine-protein kinase LECRK4
Exons: 2
Coding region: 1-1260 (419 amino acids)
Biological process (GO): protein phosphorylation
Molecular function (GO): ATP binding; protein kinase activity
Source: RefSeq, a predicted model, not a curated record